UUCUCUACACUGGCAUAUGUUAUGUUGUAACCAUGUGACUCAACAUUACGGUGCUAUGGAGACAGUCGUUACAAAUAGAGGGACGAACUGAUUAUCGCCGCAGUGGCUCUCCGUCCAGACGCAGAAACGUUGCUUGUGAAACCACCCUGAACCAUGUUGAAUUUUGGCAUGCUGGUUCUUCUAGCGACUGCUUGUUUACUCCACAUCAAGCCCUCCAAGGCAGCUUGUACGGAUGCCGCCUCCUGCAACGAUCAUGGAACAUGUGCCACCAAUAUAUGCACCUGCACCGACGGUUACGCCGGAGACAAUUGUGAAACAGAUCCGCCUUGCACCCAGGACUCUGACUGUUUGAAUUCGGGAUUGUGUACCAAAACUAGCUCUCCCUAUUUCUGUACCUGCACUGGCGGCUACGGUGGAGCUACCUGUGCUGAUGCUCCGACUUGUACUGCUGACGAUAACUGCGAAAAUGGCGGCUCGUGCAACAAAACUGCAACGCCUUACGCAUGUGCAUGUGCUACUGGUUACACAGGAGACACUUGUGAUACGAGAUCUGGGUCCGUGCAGGUGACGUUCAUCAUCAAAUCAUUGUUGCUGACAACGUUUCUCAGUGUGCUCCUCAAGUAAUACGAUUUCCGUCUUUAGCCCACUGGAUGUGUGUUCUGUGUCGUAAUCUUUGUCUUCACGGAUACGUAUUCUGACGCGUUAGUUGCCACCUUGCGUAAAUAAUACCCAGAUAUUCGAAGCAGAUACUUGCUAUGAUCAAAAGACAGCAAAUACGUAAUGUUAAUUAUUUAUUUCAUUGUGUGAAAUACGUUUUUUCUAUUACAGUUAAAAACUGAUUUUUUAAUUACCCAUUAAAGAUGUAACCAUCGGUAAUUAUGUUUCAUAGACAUUUCUCAUGUUAUCACAUAGAAUGAAGCAGGGGUUUGAACGAUUCCUUCUGACAAAAUCUGAUGUUUACACAUAUUGCAGUGUGUUUUAUCAUCUCGCGUAAUAUUUAACAUUCAUUUCAGAAAAGUGGCACGGUAAUUGAAUAAUAAUUGCUUUCCUUUGAACUUAGAUUUCUAAUGCUCUGACAAAAUGUUCUGUGCCUUAAUGACGCGUUGAGCUCUUUCGAAGGUUCCGCUGAAAUAAACGACGCAGUUCAACAAUU
Messenger RNA from Haliotis rubra (blacklip abalone), 1153 nucleotides. RefSeq names its product fibropellin-1-like. Gene Ontology annotation, cellular component: plasma membrane; protein-containing complex. NCBI's taxonomy places the organism in Eukaryota, Metazoa, Mollusca, Gastropoda, Lepetellida, Haliotidae. The record is from RefSeq and is a predicted model, not a curated record. The coding region runs from base 154 to 624 and encodes 156 amino acids. Gene Ontology annotation, biological process: heterophilic cell-cell adhesion; establishment or maintenance of epithelial cell apical/basal polarity. The transcript is spliced from 5 exons.